Molecule: messenger RNA, 1945 nt
Organism: Chrysemys picta bellii (western painted turtle)
Lineage: Eukaryota; Metazoa; Chordata; Testudines; Emydidae
Gene: LDLRAD2
Product: low density lipoprotein receptor class A domain containing 2
Molecular function (GO): protein binding
Source: RefSeq, a predicted model, not a curated record
UAAAAAGCAGACUGAAGCAAGGACAAAAGUAAAGCUCUAGGAGUCAUUGUGCCUAGACAAGAAAGAAGUCCUCUGCCUUUUAAUCAACAACCGGGGCUGCUGCCUUUCGCAAUGAGCAGAUCAGCUGCUCCCCUUUGUUCCCAUGUCACAGCAACCUCCAGCUUGAUUUGCUCACUGAAAGCUAGGAGGUCACCACACUCCUCAGUCUACCAGCUGCUGCUGGCCUGGCCAGUACUUCCUCAUGUAUCGCUGUAGCUUGGGAUUUGGGGCUCCUGAAAAAGGAAACACAAAGAUGGGGGGACACUUGCAUAUGCUAUCAAAGUGGCUGGUUCUGCUGAACUUCACGGCCUUGGAGGUCUCAUCCAUAGAAACAGUUAACCUGGUGGAUUUUUGUGGGCAGACCAUCAGAGACGACGGGCUGAUUAUCAAUUCGCACAGGGACUCCCGGCGCUACUACUUCGUGGCUACGGGGACGGACUGCUCCCUCACCAUGCAGGCCGCGUCGCCCAAAGACAAAGUCCAGUUCCAGUUCCGCUUCUUCUUGGUGUACAGCCUGCUGCGCCUGGCCCCCAGUGGCGGGCCCCCGUCCAACGCCACCCGAGCGCCUCUGCCCCCAGAGACCGCCCGGCCCAGCCAAAGGGGGCCUGGGCAGCCCUCAUCCGGUGGAGACUGGGAGCUUCAGGACCCCUGUAAUGCUGGAUCGUAUGUGCAAUUCUAUGAUGGCAGAGGUCGCGCCGCCGAGCCUCUGGGGUUCCCGCUGUGUGGGAAGAGCAUCCCCAGGCCCAUCCUGUCCACCGGGAACUACUUGACCCUGCGCUUGGUGACACGGGGGCAGCAGCCCCGGGUGGAUUUCGUGGGCGAUUUUACAUCCUUCCGUCUGGGCUUCAACAUGUCCGAGUGCAGCGAGGAGCCGUACUUCCAGUGCCGGAACAGCAAGUGCAUCCCCAUGAGCCUGGUGUGUGACCGGACGGGCAUCGAUAACUGCGGGGAUGGCUCGGACCAGGCAGCCCACCCCCCUGCCGCGUGCAGAGGCCGCCCUCCCACAUCAGCAUUUCUCCAGCCUGCGAGCAGCCCUGCAGCCCACGUCACCCCCUGCAUGGCAGCCUGUGGCGGGGCAGAGAAGAGCCAGCCCUUGGCCCCAGACACCGCGCCCCAGGACGAGCCUGCAGCAGGUGAGAGGAGCUCAUGCUCCCUGCUGGCCCUCUACCUCCUCCUGGGGCUGGGCGUGGGCUCAGCCCUCCUGCUCUGGUGCUGCUGGUCCCCUGGCUGGUUUGUCUGGAGACUCGGGACCUGCCGGUUCCUGCCUGGCUGCAACUCCAUGUGGGCCUCGUGCCAGCUCUGCCCCCACAGCUGUGCCCACAGGAACCAUGGCUGUUCCAGCAAAGUCACGCCGCAGCACAGCGCCGACCUGCCCAUCUGAUGUCAGCUACGCCAUCUGCGCCCUGGCCGGAGGAGCAGGGAUCCGACCUUUCCUGUCUGUGCUGCAGAGAUUCUCUCCGCUGGCUUGGGUCAUCGCAGGACGGGCUGCGGUUACGAGCUGGGGGGGCGGGGUGGGAAGAGGACGGGGCAGCUCCCAAUACCUCCUCUGCUCACUCCCAUAGACAGGCCAGGCCCCAUGCGCACCUCCCAUGGAUCGGCUCAGCUGCUUGCCCCCCAGCGGCAGCAGCCUCCGAAACACAAGGGCCCAGAGGGCUGCUAGGGAGCCCUGGAGUUGCCCCAGUGAGCAAUGCAGGUGGCGGAAGGAGCGACUGAUUCACCGGCUUGAAUGGGGAUUUGCCCCUUGCCUCCAAGCACCGUGCUGCUGGGGGCAGGCUGAGUCCCUCUCAGCUCUCUGUGUGUGAUUGUUGUCGUGACACCUGCUGCACCAAACACGUUGUCCCUCCACGUGACGUGAGCCCAGCAGGUUGUCCACAGCUAAUAAAACAAGUCGGCCCUUUGCUUUGGA